Molecule: messenger RNA, 2860 nt
Organism: Blastomyces dermatitidis ER-3
Lineage: Eukaryota; Fungi; Ascomycota; Eurotiomycetes; Onygenales; Ajellomycetaceae
Product: spliceosome-associated protein 49
Exons: 3
Coding region: 239-1390 (383 amino acids)
Biological process (GO): positive regulation of mRNA splicing, via spliceosome
Cellular component (GO): nucleolus; U12-type spliceosomal complex
Molecular function (GO): RNA binding
Source: RefSeq, a predicted model, not a curated record
CUGUUGUCGAGGUUGUUCGACGCAGAAGUUGAAAGUUGAAGCUGGAGCGGACAAGGUUUUCGCCGAGGGACAGCUCAGGCCGUAUCGGGCAAUUCGAAUUCUCCAUGUUUAUUUCUUCCCUUGCUUCCACAACCAACCAUAUCCAACACAUUUACAAAAUAUCCAGCUUGUCGAUACAUAGCUGUAUCCUUUUUAUUAAAAUAACAAUCGCAGGCCUCACAAAUCGCAUCUCUCCACCAUGGCUGGAGUCCGGCAUUGGGAGCAAGACAAAGAAGCGACCGUAUAUAUCGGUAAUCUAGAUGAGCGCGUCACAGAUAGCCUGGUCUGGGAGUUGAUGCUCCAAGCCGGCCGCAUCGUCAACGUCCAUCUCCCCAAGGACCGCGUCACGCAGACCCAUCAGGGCUACGGGUUCGUCGAAUUCAUUAGCGAGGAGGAUGCCGAAUAUGCUGCUCGAAUCAUGAACCAAGUCCGCCUCUACGGGAAACCCAUUCGAGUAAAUAAGGCGUCUGCAGACAAGCAAAAGACGGUCGAGGUUGGCGCGGAGUUGUUUGUGGGCAAUCUUGACCCCAUGGUUACAGAGCAGGUGUUAUAUGACACGUUCAGUCGGUUUGGGAGUCUUAUAUCUGCUCCUAAGAUUGCACGAGAUGACGCGAACCUUUCCAAGGGCUACGGCUUCGUCUCCUUCUCUAACUUUGAAGCCUCAGACGACGCAAUUGCAAACAUGAACGGUCAAUACCUCAUGAACAAAGAAAUCUCCGUCCAAUACGCCUACAAAAAGGACGGCAAGGGUGAGCGACACGGCGACCAGGCCGAACGCAUGCUCGCCGCCCAAGCGCGAAAACACAACGUUCAGCCUCAAGCACAACCCCUGCCCCCACAACUUGUUGGGGGCGGAGCGGGCGCGCAUCAAGGAGCCCAGCCUCCACUUGUUGACGGCGAGGGCCCUGGUGCUGUUGGUGCUGGUCGAGGAAUGAACCCUAUCGCUGCGGCUGGCGGUCCACCAGACUUUGGCGGCGGGCGGGGGCUCCCCAUCGUCAACGGCGCCGGUGGCUUCCAUCACAACCAGCACAUGCCACCAGCACAACACCCGCACCCGCACCCGCACCCGCACCAACAACAUCCACACCAACACCAUCGCCCACCACCUCAUGUGCAUCAUCCCCCUCCGGCCCUUUCCGCGCCCCCUCCAGGCCUCCCUGCCCGACCACCCCCAUCCCAAGCCGGCUAUGGCGGGCCGCCACCGCAAGGAUUCGUCCCCCCACCUCGCUUCGGUCAGCAGCCGCCACCAGCUGGCUUUGGGCCUCCUGCGUCUGCAGCAGGUCCCCCAGGUGCUGCACCGCCUCCGCUUCCGCCUGGGUUUCAGCAGCCCGGGUAUGGGAGGGGUCGGUGAUUGCAUGAGAAUUUCUAGGGCUAGUUGCGUAUGUUAUGUUACGGCUGCGGCUACUGCGCCUAAAGGACACCGGAAACUCUGUGCUGUGCCCUGAAAGAUAUUACCGGAAUGUACACCGCCAAUAUAUGACGAAAUGUCUUGCCAUUUGGACAAAGAGAAAGAGCUAAUUGAAGCAUUCCGCCACCCUUAUAUGGCCCUCUUGGAACGUCGAAAGGCUCCAAAGCAUGGAAAGCACACACCAGCAGCAACUCUACAGGUCCCAAGGCGAGGAAAUAAAUGGAGAUUUCAAGAUUUAAUAUCGACCCCAAGCAGGGCGACCCCCAUGGGUGAAGGGGAAACAAACACAAGCUUUGUACUGUACAUAUAGCUGUUAAAUAAGCAAGGAAACUAAAACGUGAGAGGUCAAUGGGGGAAAAUAUAUUUUUAGCUAGACGAAAGCUACCUAAGGCAAGGAGGGGUACAAAAGUUUCAUGGAUUAGUAACUUGUUUCGAUGACAGAAAAGAUUUAGUGGAGAAAGAAGAGGGCAAAAAACUCAAGAGAAACAAUAUUUAAGGAAAAUGAUAGUGGUCGCUGGUGGUUAGGGAGAUAUGUAGUGACGGACAUAGGAAAAAUAGGGGUUGUGUGUUGCUAGCCAGAACGCAGUGAGCAGAAUCAAAUCACGCUUCAUCAGAUGAAUAUAUAUGGAAAGAAAACAAAAGAGUACAAGGAAAUCCCGCUCAAGCCAUUGCAUCCAAUUACCCAUAUACAUCCUAUAGACCCACCCCGCCUUAAAAAGAAAAAGAAAAUCAACCCUUACGAAAAUGAAACAAACUUCGGAUCCCUCGGUCUCCCGUCAGGCCCGAUAUCGUUCUUCGCAAAGCGCCGCUCCAUAUAGAUCCUCCUCGCCUCAUUAAAAUCCACCCGUUGCCGCUUCAUGAUCUUUAGCACCUCACGCUUGCCGACUCGGUCGAGCCCUGCGCGCCCGUCGCCUGAUGCUACAUUGUUGGAGAGAUCGAAGUCUGCGGAAGAGAGCCCUGCUUCCAUGUCGCCAGUGAAGGAUUCAGGGAGGCGGGAAUAGAGGUAGUCGGGUAAGUGGAGGAGCGGGAGCCAAUGAAUACGGGUUAGAUAGAGGGCUGUCAAAUUUGUUAGAUACAGAAGGAGGAGGGAGGGGUUUGGUGGAGAUUAGGGCUUGACGGAUAGACGUUACCUGUGCCCGUGACGAGGGCUAGGAAUGUGAGGGAGUAGAGUAAGUAGGACAUUAUGCUUUUUUCUUCUUCUUUGUAUUCCCCGUAUAUCUUUAUAGGGAUGGCGGAUUACGGCGGAGAUAAAGGGAAGUCUUAGCGUAACUGGUCAAUGGCCUAGCUGUACGGAGUAGUUGAAACGAGUGUUGGAAAGUGGAAUAAAAUGAUGGCAGUAAUAAUAAUAAAUAAUAAAUGGAAAUCAAAAUCGCCGAAUCAAAAGAAAGGAAAUAGUAGAGAAUGUGAAGAGGU